GCGUUUUAACAGGGUCCACUUUUCUUCUUUUCUCCUCUUCACAUCAAAUCCGCGACCCAAAGAUUUUUCUCUCUUUUGAUUUUUUUUUUUAUUGCGUUUCAAAUUUGUUCCUGAUGAGAGAGAGGUGAACAAGAAAGACCAAAAUAAAAACAAUCUUCCGUUUCAAUCCGCGUCAAAGCGAUCUUCAUCAUGUCGAUGACUUCUGUCAAAGUGAGCAAUGUUUCUCUAGGAGCAACUGACCGAGACCUCAAGGAGUUCUUUUCCUUUUCUGGUGAUAUUCUGUACCUCGAGAUGCAGAGCGAAACUGAGCGGACUAAGCUGGCGUAUGUUACUUUCAAGGAUUUACAAGGAGCUGAAACUGCGGUUCUUCUCUCGGGAGCUACUAUUGUUGAUUCUUCAGUUAUUGUCACUAUGGCCCCAGAUUACCAUCUAUCCCCGGAGGCUUUAGCUUCCUUAGAACCCAAGGACAGCAACAAAUCUCCCAGGGCAGGUGACUCUGUGUUGAGAAAAGCUGAAGAUGUUGUGAGCAGCAUGCUUGCAAAGGGCUUUAUACUAGGCAAAGAUGCCAUAGCUAAAGCCAAGAGUGUUGAUGAGAAACACCAGCUAACAUCUACAGCAUCUGCCAAAGUCGCAUCCUUCGACAAGAAAAUCGGUUUCACGGAUAAGAUCAACACCGGCACAGUCGUUGUGGGAGAAAAGGUCAGGGAAGUUGAUCAAAAGUACCAAGUCUCGGAGAAAACCAAAUCUGCAAUCGCUGCUGCCGAGCAGACAGUGAGCAAUGCAGGUUCAGCUAUAAUGAAGAACCGGUAUGUGCUCACAGGUGCUACAUGGGUCACGGGAGCCUACAACAGAGUGGCAAAAGUUGCAGAAGAAGUUGGACAAAAGGCUAAAGAGAAAGCUGGUAUGGCUGAAGAAGAGGACAAGAGGAAAGUGGUUGAUGAGUUUGCUAGAGUUCACUUGUCUGAAUCACCAAAGGCUGCAUCAUCAACACAGGAAGCCGAACAUGAAUCAAAACCCUCUGAAUUUUCUGAAGCAAAGAAAGAGUCUGAACAUCUCGAGCCACAACCGCAGCCGCCGCAGCAACAAUCUCCUCCAUCUACAGCUCCGGUUACGGCUCCGGCUCCUACUCCGGCUCAACCUUGAUAUAUGCAGACAAGUAAAAACCUAUAUGAUUCUUGUUGUAACCAGUAAAACUUGGAACUGAUCUCUCUUGAAUUGUUGAAGAAGAAGAUUGCACUUUUUAUUUAGGACAAAGACUUGUGUUCCUGUAACAUUGGAUUUAUGGUCGGUUUGGUAAUUAGACCUGAGAAAAACAAUUUUGUCCUUGUUUUC
Messenger RNA from Camelina sativa (false flax), 1332 nucleotides. The record is from RefSeq and is a predicted model, not a curated record. NCBI's taxonomy places the organism in Eukaryota, Viridiplantae, Streptophyta, Magnoliopsida, Brassicales, Brassicaceae.